This is a messenger RNA of Pristis pectinata (smalltooth sawfish), 4443 nucleotides long. RefSeq names its product slit homolog 3 protein-like. The record is from RefSeq and is a predicted model, not a curated record. The transcript is spliced from 2 exons. Gene Ontology annotation, cellular component: plasma membrane. The coding region runs from base 235 to 4119 and encodes 1294 amino acids. Gene Ontology annotation, molecular function: protein binding. Lineage: Eukaryota; Metazoa; Chordata; Chondrichthyes; Rhinopristiformes; Pristidae.
GAGGUCAGGUGGAGGAGGGAGGGGCGGAGAUGGUGACAAGAGGCCGGGAGGUGAUAGGUGGAGGCACCAAAGAGUUGCAGACGGUGGAGCUGAUGGGAGAGGAAGGUGGAACCGAACAAGGGAGUGAAGGUGGGCGGUGUGAGGCUAAACGCAAACUCGAGGAACAGCACCUCACAAUCCCCCUGGGGAGUCUGCACCCCGACGGCACGGACGGUGAAUUCUCCAGUUUGAGGAAUGUGGCGGUCAAGGAUACAGUACCUGCUGGCCUUCAGUUGUCUGUACUCAGUGGUGAGUUGCCUGACAUCCACUCAGUGUGAUCCAUACGUAGACACGGCAGGAAAGGCUGGACUGAACUGCAGCCAUCAAUCCCUUGAUUCUGUCCCUCCCUCCCUCCCGACAAACACCGAGGUCCUUCUGUUGAGUUUUAACUCCAUCAAAUCUGUCUCUUUAAGUUCAUUUAAAAAUCUCUCCAAUCUCCACGAUCUCGACCUGUCCAACAACCAGAUUAAACACUUGGAGGGUGAUUACCCUCUCUCAGUGGAGAAGCUGGAUCUCUCGUCUAACUCCCUAACCACAAUUCCUGACUUCAGGAAGUUGCCACAUCUCAGGAAGCUGAUCCUUGACGACAAUGAGAUAUCUGCUCUCCCAGACGGAGCGUUUCAACCCUUGGUCAACCUUUCAGAGUUCAGCAUCAAAGGGAACCUCAUCGUCCACAUUCCUGACCACAUCUUUGACCCACUCGAGAACGUCCAACAUCUCACCCUCUCUGCAAACAAAAUCAAGGCAUUCCCCAAGGAUGCUCUGAGCAGGUUGGAAUAUCUGGAGACUUUUAAUGUCUCAAACAAUGAAUUAAGAACAAUCCCUCAAGACUUCUUUGAAAACAACAUGCUUCUUUAUGUGUUCCUGUACAACAACCCCUGGCACUGUGAGUGCAACGCGGUGAAGUAUUUGAAAGACUGGAUUGAUGAUAACGACGGCAACAUAUACAAAGUUGUGGGGGAACCUGACUCAGAGACUGUGGUAUGUGCAACUCCUACUGCUCGGCGGGGAAUUCCAAUUAUUAAUCUCCCUGCUGAGCAAAUCUGUCCAAGUGGGACAACUGAUACAGCGGCUCAGAUGAGCAUCGGAACUGAAAUUCCGACCACAUUCAGUACUCUUUUCCUGCAAACCUCUCCAUUCCCGGAGAUCUGUGCUCAAUACACAGACUCAGCAGGAAAGGUUGGACUGAACUGCAGCCAUCGAUCCCAUGAUUCUGUCCCUCCCUCCCUCCCGACAGACACCGAGGUCCUUCUGUUGAGUUUUAACUCCAUCAAAUCUGUCUCUUUAAGUUCAUUUAAAAAUCUCUCCAAUCUCCACGAUCUCGACCUGUCCAACAACCAGAUUAAACACUUGGAGGGUGAUUACCCUCUCUCAGUGGAGAAGCUGGAUCUCUCGUCUAACUCCCUAACCACAAUUCCCGACUUCAGGAAGUUGCCACAUCUCAGGAAGCUGAUCCUUGACGACAAUGAGAUAUCUGCUCUCCCAGACGGAGCGUUUCAACCCUUGGUCAACCUUUCAGAGUUCAGCAUCAAAGGGAACCUCAUCGUCCACAUUCCUGACCACAUCUUUGACCCACUCGAGAACGUCCAACAUCUCACCCUCUCUGCAAACAAAAUCAAGGCAUUCCCCAAGGAUGCUCUGAGCAGGUUGGAAUAUCUGGAGACUUUUAAUGUCUCAAACAAUGAAUUAAGAACAAUCCCUCAAGACUUCUUUGAAAACAACAUGCUUCUUUAUGUGUUCCUGUACAACAACCCCUGGCACUGUGAGUGCAACGCGGUGAAGUAUUUGAAAGACUGGAUUGAUGAUAACGACGGCAACAUAUACAAAGUUGUGGGGGAACCUGACUCAGAGACUGUGGUAUGUGCAACUCCUACUGCUCGGCGGGGAAUUCCAAUUAUUAAUCUCCCUGCUGAGCAAAUCUGUCCAAGUGGGACAACUGAUACAGCGGCUCAGAUGAGCAUCGGAACUGAAAUUCCGACCACAUUCAGUACUCUUUUCCUGCAAAACUCUCCAUUCCCGGAGAUCUGUGCUCAAUACACAGACUCAGCAGGAAAGGUUGAAAUGAACUGCAGCCAUCGAUCCCAUGAUUCUGUCCCUCCCUCCCUCCCGACAGACACCGAGGUCCUUAUGUUGAGUUUUAACUCCAUCAAAUCUGUCUCUUUAAGCUCGUUUAAAAAUCUCUCCAAUCUCCACGAUCUCGACCUGUCCAACAACCAGAUUAAACACUUGGAGGGUGAUUACCCUCUCCCAGUGGAGAAGCUGGAUCUCUCGUCUAACUCCCUAACCACAAUUCCCGACUUCAGGAAGUUGCCACAUCUCAGGAGGCUGAUCCUUGAUGACAAUGAGAUAUCUGCUCUCCCAGACGGAGCGUUUCAACCCUUGGUCAACCUGGAAGACUUCAGCAUCAAAGGGAACAUCAUUGUCCACAUUCCUGACCACAUCUUUGACCCACUUAAUAGCCUACGACAUCUCACCCUCUCUGCAAACAAAAUGAAGGCGCUCCCCAAGGAUGCUCUGAGCAGGUUGGAAUAUCUGGAGACUUUGGAUGUCUCAAACAAUGAAUUAAGAACAAUCCCUCAAGACUUCUUUAAACAGCAGAAGCUUCUUUAUGUGUUCCUGUACAACAACCCCUGGCACUGUGAGUGCAACGCGGUGAAGUAUUUGAAAGACUGGAUUGAUGAUAACGACGGCAACAUAUACAAAGUUGUGGGGGAACCUGACUCAGAGACUGUGGUAUGUGCAACUCCUACUGCUUGGCGGGGAACUCCAAUUAUUAAUCUCCCUGCUGAGCAAAUCUGUCCAAGUGGGACAACUGAUACAGCGGCUCAGAUGAGCAUCGGAACUGAAAUUCCGACCACAUUCAGUACUCUUUUCCUGCAAAACUCUCCAUUCCCGGAGAUCUGUGCUCAAUACACAGACUCAGCAGGAAAGGUUGGACUGAACUGCAGCCAUCGAUCCCAUGAUUCUGUCCCUCCCUCCCUCCCGACAGACACCGAGGUCCUUCUGUUGAGUUUUAACUCCAUCAAAUCUGUCUCUUUAAGUUCAUUUAAAAAUCUCUCCAAUCUCCACGAUCUCGACCUGUCCAACAACCAGAUUAAACACUUGGAGGGUGAUUACCCUCUCUCAGUGGAGAAGCUGGAUCUCUCGUCUAACUCCCUAACCACAAUUCCUGACUUCAGGAAAUUGCCACAUCUCAGGAAGCUGAUCCUUGAUGACAAUGAGAUAUCUGCUCUCCCAGAUGGAGCGUUUCAACCCUUGGUCAACCUGGAAGACUUCAGCAUCAAAGGGAACCUCAUCGUCCACAUUCCUGACCAUAUCUUUGACCCACUCGAGAACCUUCGAUAUCUCACCCUCUCUGCAAACAACAUCGAGGAAUUCCCCAAGGAUGCUCUGAGCAGGUUGGAACAUCUGGAGACUUUUGAUGUCUCAAACAAUGAACUGAGAACAAUCCCUCAAGACUUCUUUGAAAACAACACACUUCUUUAUGUGUUCCUGUACAACAACCCGUGGCACUGUGAUUGCAAUAUCCAAUAUCUGUCUACAUGGAUCAGGUCAAACGAGGGCAAGGUUUAUAGCCCUGAAGGCAGUCUUGACGACACUGUUGUGAUCUGUAGCAUGCCCCCAGAGCUGGAUGGUAUACCUCUGAUCCAUGUUCCCAUCGGUUACGGUUGUGUGGGCACCACCACUGUCACCCUGAGCACUCAGGCAGCGUCCACUGCCACCAACCGUAAUGAUACCUUCACCACAGGGUCAAGAAGGUCAUGGGCCCUGGAGGUUCUCCAGCACCUGGGACGGAACUGCUGGCUCCUCUUCACCCUGCUGUGCCUCUCGAUCUGCCUGGUCCUGCUGGAGAUCUCCGCCCUCUCCAUCUACGCCAUCAGGUUCUACCGGAGGUUCUACCUGCCCCUGAAGCGGUUGUCCCAGCGGCACUGGUACAUCAGGCUGGUCCGCUACAGCCUGGUGUUGCCCUACCUCCAGCAGAUCUACCCCCCUCCAAGGCCAGGCUCCAGCCUGGAGGGAGAGGCCCAGACUGCCAUUGCGACCGACACAGCAGGAGAUGCAUUCACGAGCUUCCUUUAAGCAGAGCCACAGUAGAAGUACGCUUUGAUAUUGAAAACUUGCAGAUUUUAAGGUUAAUUUGCAUACAUGCAAAUGAGUGGGUUUGGACCCAUCUACCUAUCACACGCUAUGCAUUAAAUAUGGCAGAUUCUUUGAACAGCUACCCCCCCCCCUCGCUCUGCUUUAAGUAUUAUGUCAUUCAUUGGAAAGUUAUAGAGAAGAUAUUUCUUCAAGGUGGAAUCCAACUCCGAAUCAUUAUCACUGAUAUAUGGCGUGAAAUUUGUUGUUCUGCGGCAACAGUACAGUGCAAGACAUAAAAAUUACUCUGUUACAAAAAUGAAUAAA